Mastomys coucha (southern multimammate mouse) is the source of this 4438-nucleotide messenger RNA. Its product is annotated as disintegrin and metalloproteinase domain-containing protein 20-like. Gene Ontology annotation, biological process: male gonad development; proteolysis. The transcript has a single exon. The coding region runs from base 1994 to 4267 and encodes 757 amino acids. The record is from RefSeq and is a predicted model, not a curated record. Gene Ontology annotation, molecular function: metalloendopeptidase activity. Gene Ontology annotation, cellular component: external side of plasma membrane; sperm head plasma membrane; plasma membrane. NCBI's taxonomy places the organism in Eukaryota, Metazoa, Chordata, Mammalia, Rodentia, Muridae.
GAACAGUUGUGUUGGGGUUAUCAGAGGUCACAGAUUGGGACAUAGGUAUGGAAAGAUUUAGCAUUCUCUUUGUCUCUGUCUGUCUCUCUCCCUUCCUCUCUCCCUGGCCCUUCUCUCCCUGUCCCUCUCUCUUCUCUCCCUCUCCCUUCUCUCUCCUUUCUCUCACCUCUCUCUGCCUGUAUUAAAAUCACCUGUUCCCAAAAGUUCACUUGGCUGUGUGGGGCCAAUUUUCUGAAUCUGGCUAUGCAGAUUAUGCAAAGAUGCACCUGGUCAAGCAGAAGGUACUUGAGAUAUGUUCUGUAAUCAAUGCUAGGGUCCUGAAGUGGUCUCCCUUUGUAACCUGACUCCUAUAGUGGCUAGAGAGGCUGGCCCUGGCACCCCCUGGUUGUUUAGAGACCCCAUCUGUGUCCUUCAGUUUAGUCGUAAAACUGCCUUCUGCUUGGGGUUGUUCUAUGUCCACGUAGGAUAUGGAAGUCCAGCCAGGUGCAACACAGAGCCUCAGAGUGAUGACAAGGGUGGAGGGGUGUCAUGAGCCUUGAGAAGCUUUUCCAAACUGUGGUAUAAUCCUGUGUCCCCAAGUUGGUCACCAGUGAUAGAGCAUAUGACCCCUCUCACCCUAGUUAAUAAGAAGGCAUUUAUCUCCUCUUACCAUAACCAGAAAGGGACCUAGCCACUUCCUCCCUCUCUUCCCUAGGAGCCUCCGGUCGGUAUCAGGUGCAGUAAUGGUUAUGACCACAAGGUGGCAGCAGAGUCUAAUUCAUGAGGCAGGCUCCUGAGGGAGAGCAGGAAAGCUGCUUGGAGAGUUGAGAAGGUGCAUUUUGAACCAUCCCAGUAGUCCUGCAGAGUUUUUCCCUGUACACUUAGAUGAGAUAUAUACUUUUGAGAGGAAGUAAAUUGAUCACCCUCCAGCCCCCCAUUUUUUCUCCCGUUAUAUUAAAGACAUAUAUCUAUAUAGAUAUAUGUAUAUAUCUAUAUCUACAGGGUAACCAAUCUCUGUGGUGGUAGACCGUGAUCACGUGACUGAGUCAGGCCUUCUCAUGGACUCCGUGGUGAUACCUCUUUCAUUAAUGAGCUUUUUGGAGAAAACACAGAGGUUGCUUUUCCUUCUACAAAAGUAAGAGGCAUGAAGCACUGGUGAUGAACCUGGAAGGCGUGUGUGGCAUACUUCUUCCACGUUCUUACCAAUAGAGUCUACUGGUCUCUCCUGCUGAGAACCUGACAGCCUGACUGCUUGAAGAAAUCCCCAUGAUCAGGAAAGAAACAUAGUAAAGUUUGGAGGGGACAGGCAGCUGGGCCUCAGAUGGGGUCAGAGAUCAAGGAUGUUCACAAGAAAUGGAAUUUUAAAAAAUUCUAGAGUUCAGAGUUAUCCAGACAGAAUGCUCAGGUCUAAUAAUAUUGGAGAAAUAACAACACAAUAUUAACAUGCAGAAAGCCCCAAACUUUUGAGCAAAACCCAAAAGGAUAAAACCAUUUGUAAGUAGUUUAACUAAAACUCAAAUAAAAUAUGUUUAGACGAAAAAAAAAAACCAUUUAUAGUUAAAAGGCUAACCUAGACAGUAUUUACUUUAAACUUCCAAACAAAACAAAUCAAAACAUCUGUGAGAAACAUGAGCCAAAAUAAAAAGAAAAAUUGAGUCCUAGAAACAGACUGAAAAUAACAUUGGGAAACAAAUACAUCCAUGUAAAGAAAAGUGUGGAAAUAGUAUCUUGUAUUUCAAAAACCAAAAUAAAGUUUUGAGCCUUUUAGAGUGAUGCCCCUGCUGCUUCUGACGUUUGUUACCCAGGCACAUUUAUAGACAUUCCUUUUGACCCUAUUUAACCUCAACCUCAGCUAACACAUUCGGACUCAACCCUGCCACACCCAGUGAUUGUUACCUAACUCCAGUUGUCUGGGUAACCACUAUGGUUGGGAGCAUGAGGAGGCUCUUGGUCCUCUGUCAGUAUUUUCUAGACCAGGCAGUAGCCACAGCAGAGGGAUUUAGCUCCACCUAGGAUGUUAUCUCAGACCUGGGGCAUGAGGCUAGUGGAAAGAUCUGUGGUCCCCAGGGUCUUCCUCUUGCUGUUUGCACUCUGGCUGCUCCUUGUGAUUCCAGUCCGGUGUUCUCAAGGCCAUCCCACUUGGCGUUACAUCUCAUCGGAGGUGGUUAUUCCUCGGAAGGAGAUCUACCAUAGCAAAGGAAUUCAAGCACAAAGACUGCUCUCGUAUAGCUUGCGUUUUAGGGGCCAGAGACAUAUCAUCCACUUGCGAAGAAAGACACUUAUUUGGCCCAGACACUUGUUGCUGACAACUCAGGAUGACCAAGGAGCCUUACAGAUGGAUUAUCCUUUUUUCCCUGUAGAUUGUUACUAUAUUGGCUACCUGGAGGGGAACCCUCAAUCCAUGGUCACUCUGAAUACUUGUUAUGGGGGCCUGUCAGGGGUCAUGAAGCUGGAUGACCUUACCUAUGAAAUCAAGCCACUCAAUGAUUCACAGAGUUUUGAACAUCUUGUUUCUCAGGUAGUAUCUGAGUCUGAUGACACAGGGCCUUUGAAUGGAUGGAAGCACUGGAGCCAAAAUACAGGUCCUCCCUUCUCCAGAUCAGAAUAUGCUGAUGGAGCUCCCCGAAUAUCUACUAAGAACUACGCUACACAUCCAGCUGCUAUAAAAGGCCAUUUUCAAGCAACCCAUAGUAUAUAUUCUGCUGCUCAGGGUGAUAAACAAGAAGCAACGGUUGGUUAUUUGUUUCAACUCAUUAGUUUAAUGGACACCUUUCUUACGAGUCUUCAUAUGCGGUACUAUGUCUUUCUCAUGACUGUGUAUACUAAUCAUGAUCCAUUUAGAAGUGACUUUACUGUACCAGGAGGGGAUGCUCAUAAUUACUACAAGUCAGUGUUUUAUAAUAAGUUUAGGCCUGAUGCAGGAACCUUAAUUAAUAAGAAUUCACCAGGAGAUAAUGACGUUAAUCCAGCUGAAAAGAGUAUAUGUUCUGCUUCAGCAUUUAUUUGUAUUGGUGAACAUGAACGACAUUCUAUAGAAGUUUCUGUUGUACUAACCAAUCGUGUUGGAAGGGCUUUGGGCCUAAAUUUUGAUAAUGAGAAGGAGUGUGUCUGCCAGAGAAGGAACACCUGCAUUAUGUUCAAGUCACCUGCAAUAACAGAUGUUUUCAGCAAUUGUUCUCUUGGGGAGGUAAGCGAUAUACUUAAUACCCCUAAUACGAUGCCAUGUCUUUUCCACGACCGUCAUGUUUAUCAUAAUACAUCAUAUACUUAUAAGUUUUGUGGAAACUUCAAAAUAGAAGAAAAUGAGCAGUGUGACUGUGGAUCAUAUAAGGCGUGUUAUGUAGAUCCCUGUUGUGGAAGUGAUUGCAGGUUAACACCUGGUAGCAUUUGUGAUAAAGAAUUAUGCUGUGCAAACUGCACCUUCAGUCCUUCUGGGGUACUCUGCAGACCUAUCCAGAACAUAUGUGAUCUUCCAGAGUAUUGUGGUGGGAAAAGUUUCGUUUGCCCAGGUGACACUUAUCUGCAAGAUGGAACACCGUGCUCAGAAGAGGGGUACUGCUAUAAAGGUAACUGCACUGACCGCAAUGUACAGUGCAAAGAAAUCUUUGGUGUAAGUGCUACGAAUGCUAAUAUUAAGUGCUAUGACCUCAACAAACAACAGUUUCGAUUUGGGCAUUGUACUAGAGCAGAAGAAAGCCUCACAUUCAAUCCUUGCUCUGAUAACGAUAAGGUGUGUGGAAGAUUGCAGUGUACCAAUGUCACGAAUCUUCCAUUCUUGCAAGAACAUGUUUCAUUCCAUCAAUCUCUUGUCUCUGGAUUUACAUGCUUUGGGCUUGAUGAACAUCGUGGGACAGAAACAACAGAUGCUGGAAUGGUAAAAAUGGGUACCCUGUGCUCCCAAAAUAAGUUUUGUAAUCGAGGAGCUUGCAGUGGAAGUUUAUCUCAGUUGCAUUAUGACUGCAGCCCAGAAAAAUGCAAUUUUAGAGGAGUGUGCAAUAAUAAUCGGAAUUGCCAUUGUCAUCUAGGUUGGAAACCUCCAAGGUGCAAACUCGAGGGACCUAGUGGGAGCACAGACAGUGGGUCCCCUCCAGUUCAAAGGCGCAUAAUAAAACAGAACCAAGAACCAGUGGUAUAUUUAAGAAUGGUCUUUGGUCGUAUUUACCUCUUCAUUGUUGCACUGCUCUUUGGCGUGGCCACUCGUGUAGGAAUUAUUAAAAUUUUUAGGUUUGAAGACUUGCAAGCUGCUUUACGUUCUGCACAAGAAGGAGCAACCAACAAGCCAACUUAAAAUGAGUUAACCCUCUCGCCCCUGUAAGAUAAUGAGAAUGCAAAAAAGAAAGUCUGAAUGUCAGUAGCGGACAGUUAUAUCAUGGGGACAAAAGCUGUGUUGGAUUCAGAUAUCACCUGUUGUUGGUGGAUUGCUGAUGCUCACACUGGAAUAAAUCUUUUGAAACUGCAA